Galleria mellonella (greater wax moth) is the source of this 494-nucleotide messenger RNA. Its product is annotated as protein PET100 homolog, mitochondrial. The coding region runs from base 130 to 348 and encodes 72 amino acids. The record is from RefSeq and is a predicted model, not a curated record. Gene Ontology annotation, biological process: mitochondrial respiratory chain complex IV assembly. Lineage: Eukaryota; Metazoa; Arthropoda; Insecta; Lepidoptera; Pyralidae. Gene Ontology annotation, cellular component: mitochondrial inner membrane; mitochondrion. The transcript has a single exon.
ACGGAACAAACGUACUAAAAAAAAAAAAAAACAAAAAAAAAACAAAGAUACCCAAGUUGUUUUUAUCAAAAUUAUUCCAAUUUUGUGAAUCUUAUACAGAUAUUGACAUUCAUAGGUAAUAAACUGACCAUGGGGAACUGGAAAUUAGAAGUUGGAAGAAUGGCAAUGUACAUGUCUUUCCCUGUAAUACUUUUCCAUUAUUUUAAUCAACCUGCUUAUUUCGAGGAGUGGGUAACAAAAACCAAGCGUAAUAUUUUUCCACCGGAAAAUGCAAAGGACAGAGAAGAUAUUCAGAAACUUAUUACAGACAUGAGAAGGAAACAAAUGCAAAGUUUGGAAGGAGAGUGAUUGUAUAUUUAUUAUCUAUUCAUUUAGUAUAAAAUUAGUAUCUGUUAAUUACAGUUCUCUAUAGGUUCGUAAAGUUUGAUAUAGAUCUAUAUCAGUCUAAUAUAGUCCAUAAAGAAAGCAUGUAAAUAAAUAUUUAUUUAACAACA